GAGCCGGCCACUCGCUGUGUGUUGAGGGUAACCCGGGGCUUCCCGGUACUCCCCAGUCUCUGUGUGCCCAUUUCACAGAUCGCUCUGGGCGCUGACCUCUCCGUCCGCGGCUCUGUCUGCAGCCACUUGAGACCAGACCACCCAGCUACGGACGGUCCCUGGGUCAGCAGCGGUCAGCGCAGUAGACACAGCGGAGAUCCGUGUCCUCGAGGGCCAGUCGGGAUCAGAGGUCCCGGAGACCACUGCUCAAACCGGCCCAAAGUUCGAGCUCCGAGGGUUCCGCCGGAACAAGUUGAGCAGUCAUAGGCGGAACCCAUCAUCGGGGAAGGCAGACCCUCCCUGGCAUUGCGGGCACGCUGCCUCGAAGAGCCCCUGUCCUGUAGGCAGAGCCUUGUAGUCUGUCAUAGUUAAUGAUGUGGGCCGUCUGACCAGCCCUCUUCUGUGCCUUGUCUGAGGUCCUUGUCCAUCCCCGAUCGUGGGCAGCUUCUCUCUCUGGGUUGGGUCAUCUUAAGCAGGGAAACUGAAGCCAUUACUCUCCAAACCCUGUUUCAUCUUCCCGAGCAUGUCGGAAAGCUGGCCGCAGCCUCCGCAGCCGCAGCCGCAGCCGCAGCCACAGCCGCAGCCGCAGCAGCCGCAGCCAUCGCAACCACAGCACCACGCAGAACCACCUCCGGCCCUAGGCGAGCAUGCGCUGCCCCCAGGCACGGCUGAGAACCCCUUGGGCUGUGCGGUCUAUGGCAUCCUCCUGCAGCCUGACCCGGGCCUGCAGCCCCCACAGCACGCGCCCUUGCAGGCAGCAGGUGAGCCGGGCGCCAAGUGCGGGGUGUGCGGUCACGACCUGGCACACCUGUCCAGCCCGCAUGAACACCAGUGCUUGGCGGGUCACGACCGCUCAUUCCAGUGCACACAGUGUCUCAAGAUAUUCCACCAGGCUACUGACCUGCUAGAGCACCAGUGUGUGCAGGCUGAGCAGAAGCCUUUUGUCUGCGGCGUCUGCAAGAUGGGCUUCUCGCUGCUCACCUCACUGGCGCAGCACCACAGUGCGCACACUGGCACCGGUGGCCUUGUGAAAUGUUCUAUCUGUGAGAAGACCUACAAGCCCGCCGAGGUGGCCGAGCCAGCGGCCACUGCUGCCGCCUCGCUGCCCCCAGCUCCCCCACCCCCCGCUGUCGCCCCUGACAAACCCUAUAGCUGCCCCAUCUGCCAGAAGCCCUUCAAGCACCUGUCGGAGCUGUCGCGGCACGAGCGGAUCCACACGGGUGAGAAGCCGUACAAGUGCACGCUUUGUGACAAGAGCUUCAGCCAGUCGUCGCACCUGGUGCACCACAAGCGCACGCACAGCUCCGAGCGGCCCUACAAGUGCGCCGUCUGCGAGAAGACCUUCAAGCACCGCUCGCACCUGGUGCGCCACAUGUACGCGCACUCGGGCGAGCACCACCUGUUCCGCUGCAACGUGUGCGAGCUGCACUUCAAGGAGUCAUCGGAGCUGCUGCAGCACCCGUGCAUGCCCAGUGCCGAGCGGCCCUUCCGCUGCGGCGAGUGCCAGAAGGCCUUCAAGCGGCCCUCCGACCUGCGGCAGCACGAGCGCACGCACAGCGCCGAGCGGCCCUUCAAGUGCGACCUGUGCCCCAUGGGCUUCAAGCAGCAGUACGCACUGAUGCGGCACCGGCGCACGCACAAGACCGAGGAGCCCUUCAAGUGCGGCCUGUGCGAGAAGGGCUUCGGGCAGCCCAGCCACCUGCUCUACCACCAGCACGUGCACACCCUGGAGACCCUCUUCAAGUGCCCCAUGUGCCAGAAGGGCUUCGACCAGUCGGCCGAGCUGCUGCGGCACAAGUGCCUGCCCGGCGCCGCCGAACGGCCCUUCAAGUGCCCGGUGUGCAACAAGGCCUAUAAGCGGGCGUCGGCCCUGCAGAAGCACCAGCUGGCCCACUGCUCGGCGGCCGAGAAGCCCCUGCGCUGCACCCUGUGCGAGCGCCGCUUCUUCUCGUCCUCUGAGUUCGUGCAGCACCGCUGCGACCCGGCCCGCGAGAAGCCGCUCAAGUGCCCGGACUGCGAGAAGCGCUUCAAGUACGCGUCGGACCUGCAGCGGCACCGGCGUGUGCACACUGGCGAGAAGCCCUACAAGUGCCCCAAUUGCGACAAGGCCUUCAAGCAGCGCGAGCAUCUCAACAAACACCAGGGCGUGCACGCCCGCGAGCAGCAGUUCAAGUGCGUGUGGUGCGGCGAGCGCUUCCUGGACGUGGCGCUGCUGCAGGAGCACAGUGCACAGCAUAGCGCCGCUGCCGCCGCCGCCGAGGGCGCCUACCAGGUAGCCGCCUGCCUGCCCUGAGUCUCCACAGUGGCCGCCACCAGGCCCAGCCUCGCCUCCUUGUACUAAGUCUCCACACCGCUCAUGUGUUCCGAGGUCCUGUGUCUGAGGACAGAAGGGCACCGGGCAGGCGGAGGAGCCAGAUUGCUGUGACUGGUCCUGAUUCCACAAACCUCUUUCCCAUUACAGGAUUUGCUUUCUUGAGAGCCAUCACCCUUCCUUGUCUCUGGGGGCCUGGAACCAGACUGGAAGUCAAGUGGCCUUUCUCGACCCCAAGAAGGCGUUGGUGCCAGCCCAACCUUCCCAAACAUCUUAGCCUGAUUAGAACCAGAUGGGUUAGGAAAGAGGAUGGUCAUGAUAGGACCCGUAGAAGGGCUGGACCCCAAAGGUGGGCUGGAUGUGGGGCAUCCCCCUUCGAGUUGCUGUUUGAGGGAGAAGGCCGGCUUCUCCAUGUAGUGUUGGGGACCAGGAGGGCAGACCGUGAGCCACAGGCCUCCGUGUCUGCUCCAGCCAGGGAGAUGCAUCCUCCAGGUUUCCGACAGGUGAGGCGUACAGGAGGGCUCUGUACGCCUCUGUGGGCUUGGUCUGCCGGGAGAGCAGUUGGCCUAGCCAGAAGGGCGGGGGCAGAGAAGUUCUGUGACACACGCAGCCAAGGACGGCGCCCAGCAGGACAGGGACAGCCUUUGCACCGUGAUAGCAGCACGGUUCCAAGCUCCACAGCCAGGAACUGUGCUCUCAGCCAGACAGAAUGCAGAUGUGCGAGAAGGGGAUUGUUAGACCACCUGGUGCCUGGGAGGAAGCUGGGCCACGCCCGUGAUCUUCCCAGUGGAUGUGGACAGUGGUGUCCCGCUCCCUGAAUUGUGUGAACCAAAGUGUCAAGGGCGUGGCCCCAAUCAACUCCCAGCCCUGCUUCAGGACCAAAACCAGGCCUGGGGACCCAGGGUGGGGUGAGCGAAAGGACUGUGUGAAUGGCCUCUGACCACACAGAGCCCUCUCAGCCCAUGGGAACCCUCCCCCAUCAGGCUGGCCGCUGGCCUGGGCCCCAGGGAUCUCUCAUUGCCAAGAUGGCACGGACGACAUCCAGCUACUUCCAAGGCCAGAGAAUGCUCCCUUGGGUCUUCUUAGGGUCCCCCAAGUCUCUGGCUAUCCACAGGGCUGAGGGUAUUCAGGGCACAGGGAACAGGCAAGGGAAGAGGGUUGUUAAGAAAUUAGUAGGUGGACAGAGUUGACCGAUGUCACUGGAUGGCCGGCACACUCCUUGAGAAGCCCAGGGGACAUAUAGUAUCAAAAUAAUCAUUCGAACCCAGCUCGGCCCCUUUCCUCUUCCAGCCCCCUUCAGUGGUCAUGGAUCUUAAAAGAAGACUUUAAUCAGUGCAGGGGCGCAGAGGAGCAGGGAAUCCUGCCUUGGCCGAGUCUCACCUUAAGAAAUCUGAGAAGUGCACAUCUGUCUCCUGCAUCUGACUGGGUUCCUUUCCUAUGCCUGCAGAGAGGUCCUACCCCUUGGUGCUGGCUCUUAGUCUCAAUGCCUCAAAAGACAUGGACCCCAGGCUGACAACAGUCCCAACUGCUAAUUCUUUCUUUUCAUUUUGCUUUCUAAAAGCAGUUGUUAUACUAUUCAUAACAUUGUAUAGUUUAAUUUCAUGUCAUUUUGGAUCUUAUAUAAAAGCGAGAAUUUGGAUUUUUAAAAAGAAUGACUCCAUUUUAGAUAGCCCCUUUUGAUGUUAAUAUAUAGUGAGUCCAAUGUAUGCUUUAGAAGUAAAGACAUUGACCAUCACAGACCAAA
Molecule: messenger RNA, 4094 nt
Organism: Pteropus alecto (black flying fox)
Lineage: Eukaryota; Metazoa; Chordata; Mammalia; Chiroptera; Pteropodidae
Gene: ZNF319
Product: zinc finger protein 319
Source: RefSeq, a predicted model, not a curated record